Messenger RNA from Aureobasidium musti, 414 nucleotides. The record is from the annotation of a GenBank genome assembly. NCBI's taxonomy places the organism in Eukaryota, Fungi, Ascomycota, Dothideomycetes, Dothideales, Saccotheciaceae.
CAACUCUACGAUCUCGAACCUCUCCUCCAUACACCUCCCGAAGAACCAAUUUCGAAACAACACUCGUACAUCACCUGCAAACCCUACAAACGCUACGACUCCGACGCUUCCUCUAUCAGCAGUGCUGAAGGUGUCGACGACUUCGACAGUCCCAUCUGGUGGGACAUUCUCGAUCACGAAGAGGAAGCCAUCGCUCGCUACAAGAAAUUUUUGCGCGAGCAGAUGGCCAAAGGACGGAGUUUGAAGAAGCAGGAAGAAUCCGAGAACAUGAUGGCGAGAAUGGAAGAAAGACGCAAGGAGAAAGUCGAUCACACACAUAUCGUUGAGAAGAUGCAGAAUUCACGAGAUCUGGCUGGACCAGUCGAAUUUUGUUUCUGGAGUAUGAACGGGCAAGAGUGUCGGUGUGGAAAAUGU